UGAAUUUAUCUACAAACAAACACAGCCUUCCCUACCACAUAAGGCUGAACCAUCUUACGCUGUCGCUCGUCUCUCAAUUCCUUCUGGUUUCUUCUCCCUCCAAACUUUUCUUUCCUUUAAUCCGCGGUUUCUUGAAGAAAUUACGAUCAGGGUUUCUUAUGAACCAAGUAAUGAUUAAUCAAUCUGAGUUCCAGUUCUAGGGUUUCGAAUAUUGUUAUCUAGGUAAGGCGAUUUGCUCAUGCGAUCUCUUUGUUGACUAAAACAUACAACGAGCUACCAGAGAUGUACAGCAAUUUCAAGGAACAGGCGAUCGAGUUCGUGAAGCAGGCUGUUCAAGAAGACAAUGCGGGGAAUUAUAGCAAGGCCUUCCCUCUCUACAUGAACGCCCUCGAAUACUUUAAGACACAUCUCAAGUACGAGAAGAACCCUAAGAUCAAGGAGGCUAUCACCCAGAAAUUUACCGAGUAUCUUCGUCGGGCUGAGGAGAUCCGCGCCGUUCUCGACGAUGGUGGCCCAGGUCCUGCAUCUAAUGGAGACGCUGCUGUAGCCACCCGGCCCAAGACUAAGCCCAAGGAUGGCGAUGGAGGAGACGGGGAGGACCCCGAGCAAGCCAAGCUGAGGUCGGGCCUGAACUCAGCGAUUAUCAGGGAGAGGCCCAACGUUAAGUGGAACGACGUAGCUGGACUUGAGAGCGCUAAGCAGGCCUUGCAGGAGGCCGUGAUCUUGCCUGUCAAGUUUCCGCAGUUCUUCACGGGGAAGAGACGGCCAUGGAGAGCUUUUCUGUUGUAUGGACCUCCUGGAACUGGGAAAUCAUAUUUGGCCAAGGCUGUUGCAACCGAAGCGGAGUCUACUUUCUUUAGUGUUUCUUCUUCGGAUUUGGUAUCAAAGUGGAUGGGGGAGAGUGAGAAGCUAGUUUCUAACCUUUUUGAGAUGGCCCGUGAAAGUGCUCCUUCAAUUAUAUUCGUUGAUGAAAUAGAUUCCUUGUGUGGCCAACGCGGAGAAGGCAAUGAAAGUGAAGCUUCUAGACGUAUUAAAACAGAACUUCUUGUGCAGAUGCAGGGUGUAGGAAACAAUGAUCAGAAAGUUCUUGUUCUUGCUGCAACGAAUACGCCGUAUGCUCUUGAUCAGGCUAUCCGGCGGCGUUUCGACAAGCGUAUUUAUAUACCUCUCCCAGAUUUGAAGGCUCGGCAGCAUAUGUUCAAGGUGCAUCUAGGAGAUACUCCUCACAACUUGGCUGAAAGUGAUUUUGAAAGCUUAGCUCGCCGAACAGAGGGGUUUUCGGGUUCUGAUAUUUCUGUUUGUGUAAAGGAUGUCCUCUUUGAACCAGUCCGUAAAACUCAAGAUGCCAUGUUUUUCUUUAAGACUCCGAAUGAUAUGUGGAUGCCAUGCGGGCCAAAGCACGAAGGUGCUGUUCAAAUAUCCAUGCAGGAGCUUGCAGCAAAAGGACUUGCAUCGAAGAUCCUUCCACCCCCAAUUUCAAAAACGGAUUUUGACAAGGUUCUUGCAAGGCAGAAACCAACCGUGAGCAAAACCGAUCUAGAGGUCCAUGAGAGAUUCACAAAGGAGUUUGGAGAGGAAGGUUGAACAUUUUGGUUGAUGAUAACGCAACCGUCAAUACUUGUUGCCAGUUCAACAACUAUGAGUUGUAUUUUAUUUGGCCCUGCUGGAUUCAGUGAAUCGCGUCCUUUUUAUUCAACUUAUUCAAAUGGGGAAGGUGACUUGACUCCCCUUUUUCUGUAUUCAGAAGGAACUUUUAUUUUCAACACUCACUGUAUUGCUUGUUUGAAAUUGUGUAAAGAAGAAUUUGAACAUGAUGAUGCAUAUAUAGCGUGGUACUCGGCUGCUUACAUAAGCCGGCUAUGUAACAAAGCAUGUCCAUUUGAAAGCA
Messenger RNA from Tripterygium wilfordii, 1888 nucleotides. RefSeq names its product protein SUPPRESSOR OF K(+) TRANSPORT GROWTH DEFECT 1. NCBI's taxonomy places the organism in Eukaryota, Viridiplantae, Streptophyta, Magnoliopsida, Celastrales, Celastraceae. Bases 283 to 1584 code for a protein of 433 amino acids. Gene Ontology annotation, molecular function: ATP binding; ATP hydrolysis activity. Gene Ontology annotation, biological process: vacuole organization; endosomal transport. The record is from RefSeq and is a predicted model, not a curated record. The transcript has 8 exons.